Molecule: messenger RNA, 1706 nt
Organism: Plectropomus leopardus (leopard coralgrouper)
Lineage: Eukaryota; Metazoa; Chordata; Actinopteri; Perciformes; Serranidae
Source: RefSeq, a predicted model, not a curated record
UGUUUCUUUUUUUGGUGCUUGUUUUGGAGUUGCAUUUUUUGACUUUGUAUUUUUUUAAUGUUUUCUGUCUGUAACUUAUGUUGCUGACUGUGGCACUCUUGAAAAAAAUAUUUUUAAUUUCAAGAGAUUUUUUUUCUGGCUACAUAAAGAUUAACUAAACCAAAAAUGAGUUCAAGAACUUCCUUUACAGACAAACAUGAACACUGCUAUUUUAGUGACCAAAAUUUGAACUGAGAGUCAAAAAUGCGAGGUGAAUAAGAUCCACUGACCCCAGUUUCGAUCAUUAUCCAAUUACUCUGGUUGGACAUUACAACAUUACAGUAAGUAUCCCCACCCCUGUGAACUACCCCACCCUGUCAGCUGUCCAGACUAUUUAAAACAGCACAUCCAGACAUCCAUCAGACAUCAGUCACAGUGGAGAGACAGUGUUUGGUUCUUUCACCAUUACCUUUGACAACAUGUGCAGCCUCACUCUGACUGCAGCCUCUUCCUCAGCAGCCUCCUCCAGGCUGGUUUGUUACUAUAACAGCUUGGCUGAAAAUAGAGUGGAUGAUGGAAAGUGCACGAUUUCAGAUAUUGAUCCAAACCACUGUACCCAUGUGAUCUACGCCUUUUCUGACAUUAACAACCAACACAAGUUGGUCCCCAACGGAGCCACUGACGUUCAACGCUAUCAGACCUUUAAUGGACUCAAAAACAGAAAUCCACAGCUCAAAACUCUGUUGGCGGUUGGUGGCUUAAACUUUAAAACAAAAAAAUUCAGUGCAAUGGUCGCAACACGUCGAAACAGAGCAAAGUUUAUCCGCUCUGCUAUCAAACUACUGAGAGCAAAUAAGUUUGAUGGGUUAAACCUUGACUGGAGGUACCCCGGAGGAGCUGGAUGCCAACCACAGGACAAGCAGAGAUUCACCCUGCUGUGCAAGGAGCUCAAAAAGGCAUUUGUGGCUGAGGGAAGAGCAACUAACCAUGACAGAUUACUCCUCACUGCUAGUGUCUCUGCUGAGAAAGCAAUCAUCGAUGCCAGUUACGAAGUUGCACAGAUUGCCAUAUACCUUGAUUUCAUCAAUGUGCUGACAUUUGAUUUCCACGGCCCCUGGGAAAGUGUCACAGGACAUCACAGCCCCUUAUUCCAGGGAUCCCAGGACACUGGAAAUCAAACCUACUUGAACACUGAUUUUGCCAUGCAGUACUGGAGCGACCAGGGAGCACCCAAAGAAAAGUUAAACAUGGGAUUAGCAGCAUACGGGCGAGCUUUUGAGCUCUCCUCUGCAUCCAGCGAUGUUGGAGCACCAGCCAAUGGUGCUGGUGAACGAGGCCGCUUCACUGGUGAAGAAGGAUUCUUGGCCUAUUAUGAGACUUGCCUUUAUCUUGAAAGAGUUAAAGUCCAACUGAUAACUGAUCAGAAAGUCCCAUAUGCCACCACAGGAAAUCAGUGGGUUGGAUUUGACAACCACUACAGCCUUGGCAUUAAGGUCAGUUACCUUAAAGUUAACAAUUUUGGAGGAGCCGUUGUCUGGUCUCUGGAUCUGGAUGGCACCAGUGGACAGUUCUGUAACAUGGGCAGCAACCCCUUCAUCAGCCACCUGCACAUUCUCCUGGUUUCAGGCCAUCCUGACCUUGCAUCUACAACUCCCACCACCACCACCACAACUCCUGCUCCCACAACACCAGCCCCUACAACUCCUGCUCCCACAACACCAGCCCCU